CUACGCAUGCGCGAUAGGGGUAUAGGUGAUGACGAAACAAGGGUCAGCCUUUCAAAUCGUGAUUCUCACACGCCAGACUCUUGACUGGAAAAAACUGCUCUAAAAUCACACAAAUUUACCCCAAAAAACCCUAAAAACCAACCAACAAUGGGAGAUGCAACCAAAGGAGCCAAGAUCUUUAAACAAAAGUGUUCACAGUGUCACACAGUAGAUAAGGGAGGCAAACACAAGACAGGUCCCAAUCUUCAUGGUCUGUUUGGACGCAAAACAGGCCAAUCUGAAGGCUUCUCAUACACUUCCGCCAACCAGAAGAAAGGUAUUACCUGGGGUGAAGAUACAUUAAUGGUUUACCUAGAGAAUCCCAAGAAAUAUAUUCCAGGAACCAAGAUGGUGUUUGCUGGACUAAAGAAAAAGAGUGAACGACUAGAUCUGAUUGCUUAUCUUAAGGAAUCAACAUCAAGCUGAUUUGUGAUCAAUCUCCAGUGAAAUCGCAAUUUUUUUAAAACAUUGGAUAAGUCAAACAUUAACCAUUGACCUUGUAAAUUACUGUGUAUACUGAGGCAAGGGACUGUGUUAUUCAAGUUUGUGCAUUCAUGAGUUCAUUAUAUUUUAUUUUACAGCUUUUUAUGUGUUAGCUGCACAUUCUUUGUCUCAUUUUUGCUUUAACUGUGUAAUAUGCCGGGCUUUUACGGAGAUGACAAUAAAUAAUAAAAAAA
Molecule: messenger RNA, 716 nt
Organism: Actinia tenebrosa (Australian red waratah sea anemone)
Lineage: Eukaryota; Metazoa; Cnidaria; Anthozoa; Actiniaria; Actiniidae
Product: cytochrome c
Molecular function (GO): electron transfer activity; heme binding
Source: RefSeq, a predicted model, not a curated record